AUGGCAAGAGGCGGUGGUCGUGGCCGUGGUCGCGGUGGCCGUGGUAAGAGAGGCGGUGGGCGCGGCGGCGGUGGAGGCGCGCGCGACACCAGGUCGGAGCCGUGGUCGGAGAUCCAGCGCAAGAACGAGCUGUUCGAGAGUUACUACCGCAAGGGCGGCUUCAUGGAGGAGGCCGAGUUCGAGGAGAUGUGGAAGGCCCUCCAGCAGGACCUGCCCAACAGCUUUCGCUUCACGGGCACAAAGUCCGACGCCCUCGCCGUGCGCGAGAUCUUCAAGCAGCGCUACAUCCCCGCCAUCUCGGCGCAGACGUUCGAGGGCAAGCCCGUGCCGCCUCCCGAGCCCGUCGUCGCCUUCCCCGACGAGCUCGUGUGGCACAUGAAGACGCACAAGAAGGUCAUCCGCCGCCAUGCCGCCUUUGCAAACUUCCAGAAGUUCCUCGUCGCCGAGGCCGCCUCGGGCAACAUCAGCAGACAGGAGGUCGUCAGCAUGAUCCCGCCCCACUUCCUCGACGUCAAGCCGGGCCUGGUCGUGCUCGACAUGUGCGCCGCGCCCGGCAGCAAGUCGGCCCAGCUGGCCGAGAUGAUCCACGGCGACGAGGAGGAGCGCGUCAGGCGGGCUGCGAACGGCGAGGACGUGGGCAGUGGCGCAGACGGCGACUACAGCGACGACGGCCGCUCGACCGGCCUGCUCAUCGCAAACGACACCGACUACAAGCGCGCCGGCAUGCUGGUCCACCAGGUCAAGCGCCUCAACUUCCCCAACCUCAUCGUCACCCAGCACGACGCCUCCAUCUUCCCCUCCAUCGAGCUCCCCAGCAAGGUCGGCGAGAAGAAGCAGUACCUCAAGUACGACCGCAUCCUCGCCGACGUGCCGUGCUCCGGCGACGGCACAGCCCGCAAGAACCCCAAUGUCUGGCAGAAGUGGACGCCCAAGGACGGUCUUGGUCUCCACAACCUGCAGCUGCGCAUUCUCUUCCGCGGCCUGCAGAUGCUGAAGAAGGGCGGGCGCAUGGUGUACUCGACCUGCAGCAUGAACCCCGUCGAGAACGAGGCUGUCGUCGCUGCGGCCAUCGAGGCCUGUGGAGGUACUUCCAAGGUUCAGCUUGUCGACAUGCCCGACCAUCUGCCCAACCUGAAGCGCCGACCAGGCUUGAACUCCUGGAAGGUUCUCGACACUUCUUCGGUGACCGGCAGCAACGACAAGACCGCGCACAUGUUCACCAGCUGGGAGGCUUUCGAGAAGGCCAAGGCCAAGUACGCAGUCGACGAGCCGGAGCGCCAGUUCUCCCAGAAGAUCUCCAAGGGCUGCUUCCCACCCAUCACCGCGAACCCCGAGGAACGCAUCCCGCUCGAGCGAUGCAUGCGCGUGUACCCCCACCUCCAGGACACCGGUGGCUUCUUCAUUGCGGUCAUCGAGAAGCUCGACGACAUCAAGAUUGCGCAGAUCCAGAACCCGGAGAACGCAGCCAAGGCGAAGAAGCAGGAGGAGAAGACAACCGACAACACCUCGAUCCCCACACCUGAGGAGAACGUCAUCGAGGCCGACGCUACCAAGGACACCGAGAGCCUGAAGCGCAAGGCGGAAGACAGCGAGGAGAGGGCAGCGCCCAAGAAGAGCAAGACCGAGGAAGCCGAGAACGGCACAGCACAGGAGGCCACAACAGCGCCUGCAUCUGAAGCCACGACACCAGCGCCCAGCAACCCAGUGUCCAAGCUCAAGCCAGAGAAGCAGGACCAGAACAAGGAGUACUUUGAGUACCUGUCGCCCACGGAUGAAACCGUGGCUAGGAUCCUUGAUUUCUUCGGCAUCUCAGACCGCUUCCCCCGCGACCGCUUCAUGGUCAAGAACAAGGAGGGCUUGUCUCUGAACAAGAUCUACUACACGUCCGGCUUCGCCAAGACGAUCAUCAACGCCAACAAGGAGCGCGGCAUGAAGUUCAUCCACUGCGGCGUCGUCAUGUUCGUCGCGCACAAGAUCAAAGACGCCAGCUACAUGCACGCACCGUGGCGGCUGCAGUCGGAGGGCAUUUCCAUCCUCGAGCCAUGGGCCAGCAAGCGCAUCGUCCAGUGCACGAGCAAAGCCACCCUCAAACAGCUCAUCACAGAGAUGUUCCCCAAGCUGCCCAAGGAGGGCGAGCACGGCCUCGGCGAAGUCGGCGAUCAGCUGCAGCCCAUGGACAUUGGCUGCUGCUUUGUCCGCGUCGAAAAGGACGACGCGCAGGACAUACCCUUCCGCAUGGUGCUCCCGCUCUGGCGACACCCGGGGUCCGCGAACAUGAUGGUCGACAAGGAUGAUCGCAAGGCGAUGCUGCUCAGGCUGUGGGGCGAGAAGGACACGGAGAUCAUCAACCACGUCGCCGACAAGGCGAAGCGCGAGGCGGAGGAGGAGCAGGCCGAGGAGGACGCCAAGGCCAAUGUCGUCGAGGGCGAGAACGCCGAGGAUAGGGACGUCGACGAGAAUGGUGGUGUUGCUGUGGAUGCUGAGGCGUAG
This is a messenger RNA of Ascochyta rabiei, 2490 nucleotides long. Its product is annotated as Multisite-specific tRNA:(cytosine-C(5))-methyltransferase. The transcript is spliced from 2 exons. Lineage: Eukaryota; Fungi; Ascomycota; Dothideomycetes; Pleosporales; Didymellaceae. Gene Ontology annotation, molecular function: tRNA binding; tRNA (cytidine-N5)-methyltransferase activity. Gene Ontology annotation, biological process: tRNA methylation. Bases 1 to 2490 code for a protein of 829 amino acids. Gene Ontology annotation, cellular component: nucleus; cytoplasm. The record is from RefSeq and is a predicted model, not a curated record.